AUGAUGACUAAUGCUUUUUCGAGCCUAUUACCUAAGAAACAAAUUAAUUCCGAUGUUUUUCUAAACGAACAUGCUGAAUGUGAUGGUUGCGUUACUAGAAUUGCAGUGUGGGACACGGGUAUUGACCCGACAGCUGCAGGCUUACAAACUACACCUGAUGGAAAACGAAAAAUUGUGGACAUGAUUGAUGCUUCAGGUUCUGGAGAUGUAAAAAUGAAAUAUAAACGAUCUAUUAACAAGAAGCAUCGUGUCAUUGAAACACUGACCGGUCGUAAAGUAGAGGUACCGAGUCAUUGGAAUCCUCCAGAUGGCAUAAUACGAAUUGGAGUGAAGCCAGCAUCUGAACUAUUCCCCAAACUUUUGAUGCAACGAUUACGCAGCGAAAAUCGAGAUAAUUUUUGGCGACCAUAUAUCAAACGUUUAGCUGCAAAUUUAGCUUGUGAUUUGAAUGAAGCUGAAGAAUAUUUAAACCAUAACCUUGUGUCAAAUCAUAACGGCAAUAAAAGUAAUUUUAGAAAAUCAGUUGAAUGGGGUUCGACUGAAUUGUCUACCAAGCCGAAACUGACCAAUCAGAAUUUAGAUACUGUUUUGCCUCAAACAAAUUCUACUGUAAACAAACAUUCUCAACAGAAAAGUUCAUCGGAAUUGAAGCAAGACAAGUCUAGCUUGUCGCCGUCCACUGCAAAAGUUCAAUUGAAAAAUGCUGCUCGGUGUUUGGAAGAAAGUCUAAUUCUUUUAGAUCAACAUUAUUCACCUAUGGAAAUUGUAUACGAUUGUUUUGUUUUUCAUGAUGGCAGUGAAUGGGUUGCUUGUAUAGAUACAAGUCCAUACAAUCCAAAUACAACAUUGUCCGAUUUACCAUUAUUACGAGAUUAUGCAGUUAACUAUGAAUAUGCAUCAUUCGGUGAACAAACCCAACUUUAUUAUACAGUGAAAAUUUUUGACAAUGGAAAGUUACUACAGAUUGUUACAAAUAACAGUAGUCAUGGCACUCAUGUUGCGGCGAUUGCCUCAGCGUAUUUUCCCAAUCAUUCAAAAGAUUCAUCUAAUAGUAGUGGGACUGUUACUGGUUCUACCGUGUUGUGUGAUCGUGAUGGAGUUGCACCUGGUGCACAAAUUGUAAGCAUUAAAAUUUCAGACAGUCGUUUAGGUCUAAUGGAAACUGGAAUUAGUUUAUUACGUGCCAUCCGAUGGACAAUUGAACUAAAAUGUGAUAUUGUGAAUUACAGUUUUGGUGAACAAGCAAUAUGGCCAAAUAUUGGGCGUAUCUCAAAGUAUUUGAAUCGAAUGAUUCAUAAAUAUGGUAUCAUUAUGGUUGCAAGUGGUGGGAAUAACGGACCUAGUUUGGGUUCAUUAAGUUGUCCAGGUGGUACAGUUCAAGGUGUAAUUGGUGUUGCACCCUUAGUAUUUCCUGACAUGAUGCAUUAUCUAUAUUGCCAACCAAGUGAUUCAUCGUCUCAUUACAACUGCCUAUAUAAUAAGUUUUGUGAUAAUGAUUCUCAAUCAAACUACCAAUCAGAUGAUGUGUAUUCAACUUCUCGAAAUUCUGUGAAUCAUUCCUGUCUUAGUGAAAAUGCUAAACCAACUGCUUAUAAUUGGGGUAGUCGUGGUCCAGCAUUUGACGGGGCUUUAGGUAUAUGUGUUGCUGCUCCCGGUGGUGCUAAUACGUCUAUAGCUAGUUGGCAAUUAAAGCCAGCCAGUGUUCUGAGUGGAAGUUCAAUGAGUGCGCCUAUGGUUACUGGUGGAAUUAGCCUUAUACUCUCUGGAUUGCGUCAUCGAUAUACUUGUAUUGAUAGUGAACGAUUGAAAAUUCCACCAUCGCUUAUAUAUAGAUGCUUAAUGACUACUUCUAAGUCAUUUAAACAUUUAUCUUAUUUGGAUCAAGGUUAUGGUUUGAUGCAAGUAGAUAGAGCCUUCUGUUAUGUAGAUCGUCUCAUACAUAAAUUAUAUGAACGAAAUAAAGAAUUAACUAAUCUGUGUACAGAUUUCAAGAAUAUAAAUGGUAUUGAUCAUGUCAAUGAUGCUGAUCAUAUAUCCUCACCAUCAUUAAAUGUUAAAAACUCGUCAAUAAAGUUAUUACCUGUACCUGAUCCAUGUAUAAUGUAUGGUUGGCACAUUCGAUUGACUGUUUCUGGACCUGGUUGUACACUACAAAAUCGUGGAAUUUGGUUAAGACGUGGUUGGCUAUUGAGUCCACGAGCCGUGACUAGUGUAGCCCAAUUACCGUUGUUACGGUACACCGUGAGUAUGAACAUUGAAUUUGACGAGUAUGUUCCUAUUGGUAUUCGACGAAACAUGGAAUUGCAUUUAACUACUGAGGUAACUUCCGACCUAGAUAAACUAACAAAUUUUAAUGCUUGGUUACAAAUUGCAUCAAUGAUAACUGUUACAAGUACACCAAGAGAUAUUAACUUAGUUAUCGAUCCAAAUAGAUUUAAUCAAUUGUUAUGUGAAAUAGAUGAGGAAAUUUCUCCCUUAAAUGAUGAAUGUGAUGCAACAAUAAAGAAAACACAAUAUUUCUGUAAUAAAUGUGCAGGGAAUAACAAAAACCUUACUAAGGGACUCCUGAAUCGUCAGGAGAUAUCUUCACUAUCAGAGGAUCAAUUGAAGUCACAACUAUGCGCAGAACAACACAAUGAACUAUCAGGUUUCGGUUGGCCAUCAAAUCUAAUUUCUUCAGUUAAACAUCCUUUUCAUUCAUCGCCUGUUAAAUCACAAAAACCAUAUGUUAUAAUGCUUAGUUUUAAAGCUAUUAAUGAUCCAGAAAUGAGCCGGUUAGCAGAUUUACCAAUAAUUAUACAUAUGCCACAUAGAUUGCAUAGAGAUUGUUGUUCGGACCACCCACGUUUCUUAUUCUCAGAUAGAUUUGAUGCUAAAAAUAAAGUAAGGAGAUGGUUCAUUGAAGUUCCCUAUGGAGCUACUGCGGGAAUUUUACGUUUAGCACGGUUAGAUGAUGAUGGAGAUAAAUCGUGUGAAUUUACGAUUACUGUUAAUUCACCAUGUAUUGGUAUGGAUUCGGAUAGUCAAGAAAUUCGAUGGACAUUUGUUGAAUUAAAUAAAUUUGGUCAAACUAAAUCGACUUUAAAACGCAGUGAUAAAUAUGGACCAUCAUUGAGUUCAGAUGAUUUCGACUGUGCAUCACAAUUUGGAUUUCCUAUUAAAUGGGAGACAGAUUGUUUAGAAUUAACUAUAGCACAACAUUGGGGAUUAGAAAUGCCAGCUAUUGUAAUUGGUGAAUUGUAUUUUCGUGGUCUUGAACCAAGUCUUAAAAACAUUGUAUUGAAUACAAGUGAUCGUUAUUGUCGUAUCGGUUUACGUUCUAAUUUUAUUAAUGAAUCAAUACAGCCGGAUAUAUGGUUAACUCAUUGGUGUUUGCCUGUCAAGCCUCAUGAUUCGAAAAUUUUUUAUUUAGGUCAUGGAACAAAUGAACUGCUUCCCAACGAUUGUGGCUCGUAUGCUCUGCGUUUAACAUAUCGGUUUAGUUGUCCUUUCAAAUCAGCUACAACCAUCAUUUCUUUGCCUUGGUUACAAGAUAUGCUUUAUACCAGUGAUUACUCAAUUCAUAUAUUUCAUAUUUAUGAUAAUUGUGGCCGAUAUAUUGGUGCUGGUGAAUACGAUGGACACCGUGAACAACGUCCGAAAUUUACUUUCAAUUUACAAAAGGGUGACUAUAAAGUGAUUGCACAGAUUUGCCAUGAAAGUGGUCCAUAUUUAAAACGUGAACCAAUAAAACUAUUAUCUGUCCCUUGUCCACCAGGGAACGAAUUGUCGUAUAAUUUAAGUGAAUACAAAAAUGCUGAUUCUACCGCGAUCAAUUCCACUUGGUCACCGUUACAAUCAUUACAAAACACUCCAAUAUUAGUAAGUUUUCGUUUAACUGGAGGAAUGGAAUUAGCUAGCGGUAGAAAAGGUGGUUCUUGUUUAACUGGACAAAGUGUUGUACAAUUUGAAUUCAGCUCAUUCCCUUCAUCGCUUAAUUUGAACGGUACCAAAUUUUGUUCAGCUAUGGAUCCUUUAACAUCUGAUGCAAAACAAACUUUAAUGAUCAAUCGUAGUGUAUUGAAUAAUUAUUCAUCAAAUACAAUUACAAAUGAUCAACACACAGAUAAUAUUGAAUCAAAUCGUUUGAAUUGUACCAGGUUCAUAUUUUCCGGAGCGAUUGGAUUCUAUGAUUCUAAUUUAUUACAUAAUUUAGUAACUUAUCCAUUUCGUUUAGUCAUGGAUAAUUCAAACAUAUUGUCUUCAAAACCUACUUUAAUUACAACACCAACUGCUACUACUUCUACUAAUAGCGCUACUUCAUCACCUGUACUCCUCUCAUCUUCCAUACUAUCAUCUGAUCAUAAUAAUAUAAAAGUAAAAGAACUUCCUAGAAAGUUAUUAAUCAGCUAUAUGGGUUUAAGAUAUAGACACAUCCCAUACAUCAAUUCAUCAAGAUCAUCACGAAGAGAAAAUAUGCCAAUUAGAAAAUCUCAUGAAAAUAAUAAUACUUACCAUAAUUCAUCAUCGCUUAUGUGUGAAAACUUGAUGAAUAAUGUGAAAACAGAUUUAACUGGUGAGCGUAAAGGACGGGACGCUGAUAAUAAUCCAAAUAAUUAUGUAAAUGACGUUGAACAAAAGGCGGAGGUUAAUUACUCGACGAAAUCAUCACCAAACGAAUUAGAUUCACAAUCGAAUGAUCAUAAUACACUAGAUUCAUUGAAUGUCAUUGAACAAGAUACUAAAAUUUUGACAACACCCGACAAUAUUGAUUUUGAUGUCAAUAAUUCAAGCAGAGAAACGGUGUGCGGUCAACAAACAUUAGAAGCAACGGCAUCAGUAGUGGUAACACCACCAAAAUCCACCACAGAACAUAAUCUCUCAAAUGAUAACAAAAAUCAAACAUCAUUCAAGGUGAAAAACUAUAAUUCAGAUGAAUUCAGUGCUAUUCUUUGUAAAAUUCAUGUAGAUUUAUGUUCAUUGGAUAAACCGUUCAUAAGUACCUUUGACGAUGAUGAUGAUGAUAAUGACGAUGUUAAUAUUCGUAAUAACAACAAUGAUUGGCAUACUAAUCUAUGCAUGCUUUUAAAAGAACGUUUCAAACUAUGGUAUGAUAUUGAUUGUUUAAUGAAUGGUCGAUUGAUUAAUUCCGAUGAAACAUUGAACCUGUUGAACAGAUUUUUUGAAUUCUCAUCAAUACCAACUAUACAAAAGACGACACAAUUACAUAAUAUGGAUAAUUCAAAAGUUUCAAUCAAAUCUUCAUCAGUGCCUACGAAAGAUAACUAUUUAUUUUAUCAUCUAUUGAAUGUUUCAUUACCAUCUAGUAAUAAUAAUAAUAGUAACUCAGUGACACCUAUAAAGAAGAAUCUCAAGACUAACACUUUAGCCACUACUGAUGGUGCAUGUCUUUUUUGCAAACCUGAACCUUCUGGUGGGUGUGUUGUAAGUCAGUCUAAUCAAAGAAUAGUCAAAUCUGAAAACAAGAACAAUAAUCAAAAACCUAUGGGAAUUAGUGCCAUUGAAUUCAAAUUACGUCUUAUAGAUAUACUGACUCGUUAUGGUCGUCUUAUUGCUGAACGUUUAAUUUGUUUAAAUUAUAUACAUCAUCAGUUGAUUUAUACAAAUCCAUAUAAAUGGUCAUUAUAUAACUUUAUUGAAUCUAAAAUGACAUGUUCAAAUGAUCCACUUGAUCAACAAUCAUUACCAUCAUUCUCUUGUAUUGAAUUAAUUCAAUAUCUUGAUCAUAUUUAUGAACGUUUAAUGAAAUUAAUUAGUCAAACAAUCUUAAGUAAUGAUUCUAUUGGAUUGAAUAUUCAAUUAGGUAAUAAUGCUUUACCUAGUUGGCUUCUUUUAUCAACCCAUUGUACAGUUAAUGAAAAUUUAUCAUCUAUGAAUUAUGGUUCAAUUGGUGGAAGAUUAAUUACAUUUUUUAUUUUAUAUAUGAUAAUUAAACAACAAUAUGCUGAAGCUAUUUAUUAUUUUCUUCGUUUAUUAUAUCAAAUUGAUGAACCUCCUGUCGGAGCAUUAAGAGGUAUUAUUAACUGUGCAUUUCCAUCUUCACCUACAUCUUCAUUUGGAGUCCUACGUCAGUGUCAUGCAACUUUAGAAAAUUCUUUAGAGAUAGCUAAAUCAACUCUUCCUUGGCUAACAUGGGUAUAUUAAUGACUAUUUAUUGUUAUAUUAAAUAAAUACCAAACAUAUUUAUUGUUAAAAUCUGAAAGUUUA
Schistosoma mattheei is the source of this 6207-nucleotide messenger RNA. The record is from the annotation of a GenBank genome assembly. Lineage: Eukaryota; Metazoa; Platyhelminthes; Trematoda; Strigeidida; Schistosomatidae.